CGUCAAACUGUCCACUUCAUUCCCCUUUCACUUUUACACCACUUCUUCCUUGAAUUAUUUACUCCCUUGCUUGAUCGCUUCCCCCUGCAGAUUCUGUGGCGUGCUUUUUCCUCCACCAUUUCCGUGAUUCGAUCAAUGCCUCAGGGGCAUCGUCUCCACUGCUCUUAGUGAGGCUGUCAGCUUCCCCCGCGGUAGCAUGGCCAGCGGUAGGCCUCCUGGGCCGGAUCAUCUCGCUAGCCACGAUGAUGACUUGCUGUUGAGAUCGAGUCCGAGCCCAGGUCCGGUGUAUAACACGGGUCAACCCCCGCCAGUCAGCGACGAACACCUCCCGCAAUUUAUCGACCAGCACAAUGCGCAACCGCGCCCUUCCAUAUCUAACGACCAGUUCAUCGGUGCCCAGGUACAACAGCAUGGAACGUACGCUCAUGGAGCUUCAGGGAAUGCGCCUCCGAGUAGAUUCCUCCAAGAAUCGCAUGGCGCCGGAUAUCGAUCCGAUUCCAACCCCGACCUUGCCUAUGGACAGGAUCCCCUUGACAGAUACGACUCGAACCUUGACCGAUACGAUUCUCGAUAUGACCAACGAGGCUAUCACGAUGGCGGUAGCUAUUAUGACGAUCCUUUUGAACCGCGGGUUCCGAGCGAGGGCCAUGUGCGGAAAGCCGCUGAGCGCAACAGUAUUCUGGGGUUAGGGGGCGGACUGAUGGGAAAGGCAAAAUACAUGUUUGGGAUGGGACCGCAGUACUCGGAAAUGGAUCUGCCUUUGACAGAAGCCGGUGUGAGAAGAGCGACCGUUGAUAGCACUGGUGAACCCGCGGCAGCCCCGAAAGAGCGAAAGAAGUUCCGCGCAUCCGAUAUUACCUCCAUCUUUGGACGCCGCAAGGUCGACCCGGCAAGUCUGGGUCCUCGCAUGAUCCAGGUCAACAAUGGCCCUGCGAAUGCUGCGCACAAGUUCGUUAGUAAUCACGUCUCGACUGCCAAGUACAACGUCGUCACCUUUGUCCCGAAAUUCCUCUUCGAACAGUUCUCCAAAUACGCCAACCUGUUCUUCUUGUUCACCGCCGUGCUCCAACAAAUUCCCAACGUCUCUCCGACCAACAAAUUUACCACCAUCGUUCCCCUGGCUAUUGUGUUGCUGGUGUCCGCCAUCAAGGAAUUGGUCGAGGACUAUAAGCGUCGGAUGUCAGAUAGAGGGUUGAACUACUCGAAAACGCAGGUCCUGAAGGGUUCUUCGUUCCAUGAAACAAAAUGGGUGGAUGUUGCGGUAGGAGAUGUGGUUCGAGUCGAGUCCGAGGAACCAUUCCCGGCAGACUUGGUACUUUUGGCGUCGUCCGAGCCCGAGGGUCUUUGCUACAUCGAAACGGCCAAUCUGGAUGGAGAGACCAACUUGAAGAUCAAGCAGGCCAUUCCAGAGACUGCGCAUCUUGUCAGCCCUAGUGACCUAAGUCGCUUGAGUGGACGCGUUCGAUCGGAACAACCCAACAGCAGUCUUUACACGUACGAGGCGACAUUGACAAUGAAUGCUGGAGGCGGCGAGAAGGAGUUGUCCUUGGCACCGGAUCAGUUGCUCCUUCGAGGUGCAACUUUGCGAAACACUCCUUGGAUUCACGGUAUCGUUGUUUUUACAGGACACGAGACCAAGCUGAUGCGGAACGCAACGGCAACUCCCAUCAAGCGGACUGCCGUGGAGCGGAUGGUCAAUGUCCAGAUUCUCAUGCUUGUCGGCAUUUUGGUUUCGCUCAGCGUUGUCAGUUCCGUCGGUGAUCUUGUCGUUCGUCACACAGCUUCCAGCAAGCUUGCCUACCUCGAUUACGGAUCUGUCAACUCCGUGAAGCAGUUUUUCAUGGACAUCUUCACCUACUGGGUGCUUUACUCUAAUCUGGUUCCGAUUUCUCUCUUCGUCACUAUUGAGAUUGUGAAGUACUUCCAGGCAUUCCUCAUCAACUCCGAUCUCGACAUCUACUACGACAAGACUGACACGCCUGCCACCUGCCGCACUUCAUCCCUGGUGGAGGAGCUCGGCCAGAUUGAGUACAUCUUCUCCGACAAGACUGGUACGUUAACUUGCAACAUGAUGGAGUUCAAGCAAUGCACAAUUGCUGGGAUUCAGUAUGGAGACGACGUGCCGGAAGAUCGCAGGGCCACCCCAGAAGAUGAUGGCGAGUUCGGCAUCCAUGACUACAAGACUCUUCGUAAGAACUUGGAAUCCCAUCCCUCUCAGGGUGCUAUUCAACAGUUCUUGACUCUUCUCGCAACUUGUCACACUGUCAUCCCUGAAUGGAAGGGUGACGAGAUCAAAUACCAGGCAGCUUCACCCGAUGAGGGUGCCUUGGUGGACGGAGCUGCAAUGCUGGGUUAUCGUUUCACCAACCGGAAGCCCCGAUCAGUUAUCUUCACUGCCAACGGAGUGGAUCAGGAGUAUGAGUUGCUGGCUGUGUGCGAGUUCAACUCGACCCGAAAGCGCAUGUCGACUAUCUUCCGUUGCCCAGAUGGCAAGGUCCGAAUUUACUGCAAGGGUGCCGAUACUGUCAUCCUGGAGCGCCUGCACCCGGAUAACCCGACUGUUGAAGUCACUCUUCAGCACCUUGAAGAAUAUGCCUCGGACGGUCUGCGAACUCUGUGUCUCGCUAUGCGUGAAGUCCCGGAGGAUGAAUUCCAGCAAUGGUACCAGAUUUUCAACACGGCCAACACCACUGUCGGUGGCAACCGCGCCGACGAGCUGGACAAGGCGGCCGAGUUGAUCGAAAAGGAUUUCUACCUGCUGGGUGCUACUGCCAUCGAGGAUCGACUGCAAGAUGGCGUUCCAGAUACCAUCCACACCCUUCAAACAGCUGGAAUCAAGAUCUGGGUCUUGACUGGUGACCGACAGGAGACUGCCAUCAACAUUGGCAUGUCGUGCAAGCUUAUUUCGGAGGACAUGACUCUUCUCAUCAUCAAUGAGGAAAACUCGGAAGCGACUCGCGCUAAUCUUCAAUCAAAGAUGGACGCCGUCAAAACCCAAGCCGCCUCCGGUGAUGUCGAGCCCUUGGCGCUGGUCAUUGAUGGAAAGUCCUUGACCUUUGCUUUGGAAAAGGACAUGGAGAAGCUGUUUCUGGACCUUGCUGUCAUGUGCAAGGCUGUGGUUUGUUGCCGUGUGUCUCCCCUCCAGAAAGCACUGGUUGUCAAGCUCGUCAAGCGCCAUCUGAAAUCCUUGCUUUUGGCCAUCGGUGAUGGUGCCAACGACGUGUCCAUGAUUCAGGCUGCGCAUGUUGGUGUCGGUAUCAGUGGUAUGGAAGGUCUUCAGGCGGCUCGAUCUGCUGAUGUUGCGAUUGCUCAAUUCCGUUUCCUCCGAAAACUGCUUCUGGUUCAUGGUGCCUGGAGUUAUUCCCGCAUCAGCCGAGUCAUUCUCUACUCAUUCUACAAGAACAUCACGCUGUAUAUGACGCAAUUCUGGUAUUCCUUCCAAAAUGCCUUCUCCGGAGAAGUUAUCUACGAAUCAUGGACAUUGUCCUUCUACAACGUGCUUUUCACUGUCCUCCCGCCCUUCGCCAUGGGAAUCUUCGACCAAUACGUUUCCGCCCGGUUGCUCGACCGUUAUCCCCAACUAUACCAGCUGGGCCAGAAGGGCGUGUUCUUCAAGAAACAUAGCUUCUGGGCCUGGGUUCUCAAUGGGUUUUUCCACUCCCUGCUCCUCUACCUCGUCUCUGAAUUGAUCUUUUACUGGGAUUUGCCUUUGGGCAAUGGUCAAGUUGCCGGCCAUUGGGUUUGGGGAGAGGCGCUGUAUACUGCCGUGCUCGCCACUGUUCUCGGCAAGGCUGCUCUGAUCUCCAACAUUUGGACCAAAUACCACUUCAUUGCGAUCCCGGGAUCCAUGGUGCUCUGGUUGGCCUUCCUCCCAGCCUACGGUUAUGCCGCUCCUGCCAUCGGAUUUUCAAAUGAAUACUACGGCACCAUCCCCGUCCUGUUCAAAUCUCCCAUCUUCUACCUGAUGGCUAUCGUCUUGCCCUGCAUCUGCCUGAUGCGUGAUUUCGCCUGGAAAUAUGCUAAGCGCAUGUACUACCCCCAGCACUACCACCACGUCCAGGAGAUCCAGAAAUACAACGUCCAGGACUACCGUCCCCGUAUGGAGCAAUUCCAAAAAGCCAUCCGCAAGGUCCGCCAAGUGCAGCGUAUGCGCAAGCAACGCGGCUACGCCUUCUCUCAAGCCGACGAUGGCGGUCAAAUGCGUGUCUUGAAUGCCUACGAUACCACCCAGGGUCGUGGACGCUACGGAGAAAUGGCGAGUUCCAGGAAUCCGGGAUUAUGAUCUAUGUUAUGUUGCUCUUCUUUCAGCUGCAUUUCUUGCGCCCUGCGUGCCUGCCCUUUUCUCGCAUGAAUACCAAGAAAUUGGUGAUGAUGUAACUUUGUGUACUCUUUACUUCUUUUUUUCCCCUUCUACCUCUUUCAGCUUGGAUGUCUAGCCGUGCUAUGUCAUCUGGUUGGGGAGGGAUGUGACAUACUACCUUGUUGAUGUGAUGUGUUUUUAGCUUGAUUUUUGAAUUGGAGAUGACUUGGGCAAAUAUCUGG
This is a messenger RNA of Penicillium subrubescens, 4542 nucleotides long. Its product is annotated as aminophospholipid-translocating P4-type ATPase DRS2. Gene Ontology annotation, biological process: intracellular protein transport; endocytic recycling; phospholipid translocation. The transcript has 2 exons. The coding region runs from base 197 to 4282 and encodes 1361 amino acids. Gene Ontology annotation, molecular function: ATP hydrolysis activity; magnesium ion binding; ATP binding. NCBI's taxonomy places the organism in Eukaryota, Fungi, Ascomycota, Eurotiomycetes, Eurotiales, Aspergillaceae. The record is from RefSeq and is a predicted model, not a curated record. Gene Ontology annotation, cellular component: plasma membrane.